UAUGAACAGCACAUUCGCCAGACAUCGUCUUGGAAAAAGGGGUAGGGUCGCGGACACAACACGUGACCGCGGAUCAUCAUUGAUCCCCCAGACCUCAAGCUUUCUCUCCCUGCUUUUUCUCUCGCCCAUGUGUCUUGGAUUCGGCAUCUGAUUGGCUGACCCCACCACCGCUCAUGGAGCCCAAUCAAGCCGACCAGAGGGGGCACGCGACAGUUCGAUACGGAUUUCAAGCGUGUUUGAGAAUGCUAUUCAGCGAUCUGGAUGCUCGAGACUCGCUCUGUCUUCUUGAUCACGCAAGACCUCGAUUGGGCCAAGAAGUCCAAUGGCGUCGAAACGUUGUCGAGCUUGCAGGUGCAGGUGGGGUAUGGGUAUGAGUACUAAGUCUAUUACCACCAUUGCCUCCAAGGGAAAGUCUUCCACCGCAUGUCCUGACUCUGUCUCUUGCCAUAUCGUGAGCUUUUUGGCCUCUUCUCUCGAUUCUCUUGAGUUGUUUCUACAACUCUGCCAUUGUCCUUCUUACGGGCUUCUUACUCGCUUCAUCUCGUCCUCUUUUGUUUACUUGGACUUCCUCGACCGCCACUCUGUAACCAGUGCUACGCGAGAGCAUUAUUGACCGGACACGAGACCGGAAAACUCAAAAAGCACUACGAGGGUCACGAUGCCUCGUCCCCAACAACCUCCAACGCCAGCAUCAUCUACGGAGAUCAAGAGCAAAGAUGGCUCCCAAUUCUCAGGUGUUCAGAUGUCCUUUGAACUUCCCCCACCGGCCGUAACAGCAACAGAAACUCGGGCAUUCUCGAAUACUUCUUCCAUUUCCUCUCACCAAGCCAAUUCACAUUCCCCUACAUCGCCUGCCAUACCCGUCAGUGAAGUUGUCAAGACACGGAGAAGACCUUCAAUUGCUCAAAAAUCAAACCAGGAUACCUUUGCGCUGCCCCCACCACCUACCAGAUCGCGAAAGAUUAUACAGAUGAAACCAAAGGGCCCAGUAGAGGAUGUCACGGAAGUUCCUAGCGAAGCACCAAAGAAUGUUUCUACCAAGGCAUCAGCUACUCCCAAGAAGAAACAACCAUCUUCAACUAGCGUUGCGGGGCGCAAGAUAGCUCGGAAAACAGCACAUAGUUUGAUUGAACGAAGAAGGCGAUCAAAAAUGAACGAGGAGUUUGGCGUAUUGAAAGACAUGAUCCCAGCAUGUACAGGAGAAAUGCACAAGUUGGCAAUUCUACAGGUAACUUCCAAAAUAAUGCCCACUCUCAGCCUCCUCGCUAAUUGAAUCAAGGCGUCAAUCGACUAUGUUCGCUACCUAGAAGACUGCGUCACAAAACUCAAAGCCGAAAACACACGAACAAACCCCUCAUCCACCGAACCUCUCAUCCCACCCCCACCAGCACGUAAAGAAUCCCAAUCCACACCCCACCCCUACACGCCCCAAGAAGAAGAUAAAGACACCGAAAUGGGCGACUCCUCAGAAGGCAUCUCUCCAACCUACACCACACCCCUUCCCUCCAUGCGCCCCUCCGCAUCUCCCGCUCUGAUACCCCAGGAUUCCCGUCGUCGUCAAGACUCCUAUUCUUCCGUCUCAAAGGACCACCGUCAGUACAGUUUCAGCGGCUCAGCGACUACCUCACCCGCUCCAGGUCCUGCGGUUUAUGAUUACGCGAGGAGUAUGGCGCCGCAACGGGAUUUGGAUCAGGAGGCUACGGCUGCGCUUUUGAUGUUGAAUACAGAGAGGAGGGGGACGCUUAGUGGGAGAGGGGGGAUGAGUGUUAGGGAUCUUUUGAGU
Molecule: messenger RNA, 1783 nt
Organism: Hymenoscyphus albidus
Lineage: Eukaryota; Fungi; Ascomycota; Leotiomycetes; Helotiales; Helotiaceae
Source: the annotation of a GenBank genome assembly